Molecule: messenger RNA, 3029 nt
Organism: Bemisia tabaci
Lineage: Eukaryota; Metazoa; Arthropoda; Insecta; Hemiptera; Aleyrodidae
Source: RefSeq, a predicted model, not a curated record
AAGUUUUUCUUUCUGCUCCCAAAUUGCAAUCUGAGUUGAAUCAUCUGUAUGAUCAUUCAUGCAAGUUUAUGUUCCUGCACUGUUUUUGGAACUUGUUAUGAUAGCGCAUAAUUUUACUACUUCAUAAGUUUUGCUGAACUUGUGGAUCAAUGGCGUUUGAGACUAGUCAGGUGCAGAUGUAUCCAUCUGAUGAUGAUGACAUGUACUCAGGAUUCAAUGAGUAUCCAUCAGCUUUGAGCACAAAAGAUAUAGAAACAGAUGAGAUAUUUCAGGAAGCUCUCAGGUCUUCAUUUGCAAAAAAACCGGGAAUUCUCACAAAACCGAACACUGCUAUGAGAUUUGGAACUUCAAGACUCACUAGUGCACUGGGUCGUACUGAAACUGCCAUCACUUCAACAGCUCGUCAGUCCACAGUUGGUGCCGGUAUUUUAUCCGAAACAAUCAUGCGACCAAUGACAGCAGUGAGAGGUGCUGGAUACACAUCUCAGAGACAAAGCACAGCUAUGUUUGAUCCCCUGAAUCAAGCUCAAACCAUGACUGAACCUACUAUCGCACAAGAAGAGUCUGACAGGCCUGAAGACAAAAUCAAACAAAUGGAGCGACGCAUCACAGAGUUGAUUGAUGAAGCUUGUCUGGCAGAAAAUAAGAACGAUUUCAAAACCGCUUUAGCCAAAGCAAAGGAGGCCUCUGCGCGUGAGCGUAGUCUCAUUCGAAUGCAAGAACAAGCUGGUCUUAGUGACUCACACAAUUUGGACCUUACUUUUUUGGUUCUGUUCAAUCUUGCUUGUCAGUAUGCUUCAAAUAAAAUGUAUACUGAGGCUCUAAACACCUACCAAGUAAUCACAAGAAAUCGUAUGUUCACCAAUGCCAAUAGAUUAAAAGUCAAUAUGGGCAAUAUUUAUGUUCACCUUGGACAAUAUCAGAAGGCUAUUAAAAUGUAUCGAAUGGCUCUUGACCAGGUUCCAAACACACACAAAGAUCUCAGGGUCAGAAUAAUGCAUAAUAUUGGAAUUCUCUUCGUCAAAUUGGGCCAGUUUGAUGAUGCUUGUACAAGUUUUGAAUACAUAAUGCAAGAGAAACCUGACUUCAAAGCUGGUCUGCAUGUGAUUCUAUGCUAUUAUGCUGUCGAGAAUAAGGAGCGAAUGAAAGAAGCUUUCCAAAUGCUGCUAGCUGUUCCGCUUCUCAUAGAUGAUGACGACAAAUACGCAGUCAACAACGAGGAUGUCAAUGCCAGUUUGCUUGCUGAAGUAGUACGAAAUGAUUCACUGACGGUUCUUGAACGCCAAAUGAAGCAAGAGGCUGAAAAAUGUAUUUUAACUGCUGCCAAACUGAUUUCGCCUGUUAUUGGAGAUUCGUAUUCGGCCGGCUAUAACUGGUGUCUGGAUGCCAUCAAAAGUUCCUUGUAUGCACCACUCGCUGGAGAUCUAGAAAUUAACAAAGCCAUCAGUUUUUUAUGUCAAGGAGAAAUCCCUCAAGCGAUCGAUUCACUGAAACUUUUUGACAAACGCGAAAGUAAAGUCGCCAGUGCUGCGCUGACCAAUUUGUCCUUCAUCUAUCUUCUUCAAGGAAAUGUUGAAGAGGCAGAAAAAUCGAGUGAGGCUGCUUACGAAGCAGAUUGUUACAAUGCCAAUGCGUAUGUCAAUCUUGGUAACUGCGCGUUGACUCGAAAUGACAUGAAUCGAGCCAGGCAACUUUACGCUACUGCCCUAGAGAAUGAUUCAACUUGCAUUCAAGCUCUUUUUAAUUUGGGAUUGAUCCAUAAGCAAAAUGGUGAUUACAGUGAAGCUGUUGAUUGUUUCAUGAAACUAAGUGCAAUCAUGUCCAAUCAUCCUCCGGUUUUGUAUCAGCUGGGUCAUUUACAUCAGUUGCUACGUGAUCCAGAUCAGGCCGUAGAGUGGUAUUUGCAACUCUUAUCAAUCGUUCCUACUGACCCAACCGUUUUGCUAAGACUAGGAGAAAUUUUUGAGGCUGAAAAUGACAAACAGCAGGCGUAUCAUUAUUACUUUGAGUCCUAUCGUCACUACCCCUCGAACCUCCGAGUCCUAGACUGGUUAGGAUCCUACUAUCUGGAGCUACGUGUUCCAGAGAAAGCUGUGGGCUAUUACGAAAGAGCUGCUCUUUUGCAGCCAUUAGAACCCCGCUGGAAGUUGAUGAUUGGAUCCUGUCAUCGCCACUCAGGAAAUUAUCAACUUGCCUUACAAACAUAUAAAGACGUUCAUCUACAGUUUCCAGAAAAUGUUGAUUGUCUUAAAUUCUUAAUCCGACUCUGCAACGGACUUGGGCUGAAAGAUGGAGCUCAUUAUGCAACUUUACUUAAGAAAGUUGAAAAAUCAAAAGAAGUACGCGAAAGAAUCAGUAGUGGUCGAUCAGGAUCAAGGAGAGGUAGCGCGCGAUCUUCUCAAAGCGGUCAGAGCCCUCAAUCUGCUUUAAUAGAUUACCAGUCACCUGUUCCACCAUCCACUGCUCCCAGAUCUAAAUUUCCGACUUCAGAAACAUUUCAGAAUUCAUUUACUCCAGCAUCAAGAGGCAAUGACACAAGUUAUGAUGAUCCUUUGGGGCCUUUACCUGAAAGACCAAAAACAUCAGCAGGUUCAAAAUUCAAGUAUCAAAAUACAGCAGCAGAUGAAUUUGCUGACGAUGAUUUUGCAGUUGACGAGUUGUUACCUGAAUAGAAAUGAAGACUGUAACCGGUCAUCCUGGGAGAAAUCUCUCGUCUUACUCAUUUUGUACAUAAUUAAAUUAGCAUUCCUUCAUCAGAUCACUUAAUUUUUCUUAAUAAAAUGAACAAGAAAUAAACGCGAAAAACUUAUUAAUUCUUAAUUUUCCUACUGAAAGACUUUGAAAGUGCGUAUCUAAUAAUUUUUUGAUCCAUUCGAGCUCGAUUACUUCUCAAGAGAGUUUUUUUAUCUUAUUUUAAUUGACUUUUUAUUAAAUUUCAAAAUGGCUCCCGUCACUGCCGAGCUGCUCGAUCAGCACUGCUCUGAAGUCAAACCCCUAAAACUGGAGAACAAAUGGAAGGCGGAGCAGGU